UCUGUUGUUCGUGUUGGAAGAAGAGAAUCAAAAUGUCUGCACCUUCUACACCGAGAGGAAGAAAGCGCUCUAGAGGAAGCCCUCCGCCAUCUGAUGCUUCUACAACCAGUACGCGUAGUACUCGCAGCAACCGCAGGGGCUCAAGGGCAACAUCUCCAACAGCUGCUCCUGCAGUGUCACCCCCAUCUCAACGACGACGAGUAGAUGAACCGUCAUCCCCUCUCCCAUUAGCACCUACCUCACCAUCUGAGGGGCAGCCUGAUCCUGAUCAAUCUGGACUGUUCUCAUCACCUCAAACCAGAGGAGGGCUGGAGACAAGUGAAAUUGACCUUAGCUCACCUCUUAACUAUGCUACGCCAAGUUCAAGAGCUGGUGGUACCCCAGCUGGUAGUCUAGCUGGUACACCAAUCCGACAUCGUAGUGAUAUUCGCAGUGACAGGCGAUUGCGUCAAGUUAAUCUGGGAGAAAAUCAACCACCGUCUGAUACCACUGAUCAGCCAACUGGACCUACUAGUGAUGUUGCCACAGCUCCUGCAUUGGUCAUCUGGGGAACAGAUGUUGUUGUGAGUGACACUAAGGAGAAAUUCAGAAAAUUUGUCUGUGACUUUGUUGACGAAGAUGCUGAGGAUAUGGGCGAGGGAUUUGAUCCCCUUUUGCCAGUCUACUUGCAACGCCUUGAUGAGAUCCAUGUAUUGGAGACACCUUUCUUGAACAUUGAUUGUGGUCAUCUGAAGACAUUUGAUGCUGAUUUAUACAGGCAAUUGAUCUGUUAUCCGCAAGAAGUGAUUCCUACCUUUGAUAUGGCUGUGAAUGAGGUGUUCUUUGAAAAAUACCCUGAUGCCCAGUUGCAACAUCAAAUCCAGGUCAGAACUUUUAAUGUUGACAAAACCAAGAAUAUGAGGUCACUUAACCCUGAAGACAUUGAUACACUGAUUACAAUCAGUGGAAUGGUGAUAAGGACAUCUCAGGUGAUACCAGAGAUGAGGGAAGCUUUCUUCCAGUGUUAUGUUUGCCAUGCAUCAGUAUCAGUGGAAAUUGAUCGAGGUCGCAUUGCUGAACCUGCCUUAUGUCGUAAUUGUAACACAAACCACAGUAUGGUCCUGAUUCAUAACAGAUCACAGUAUACUGACAAACAAAUCACCAAGCUACAGGAAUCCCCUGAUGACAUGCCCCCAGGACAGACUCCACAUACUAUCAUGUUGUUCUCCCACAAUGACCUGGUGGAUGCAGUACAGCCUGGAGACAGGGUCACAGUGACAGGAAUUUACAGAGCCACCCCUAUGCGUGUGAAUCCACGUCAAAGAAAUGUGAAAGCUGUUUACAAGACAUACAUUGAUGUGAUCCAUUUCAAGAAAACAGACAAGAAAAGGCUUUAUUCUAAAGACCCUGAUGGAGUUGUUACAUUUUCACAAGAGAGAGUAGAGCAAUUACAGCAGUUGUCCAAACAACCUGAUAUUUAUGAGAGACUUGCCAAGGCCCUUGCCCCAAGCAUUUAUGAAAAUGAAGAUAUCAAAAAGGGAAUUCUCUGUCAGUUGUUUGGAGGAGCAAACAAAGAUUUUGCUGACACUGGGAGAGGAAAGUUCAGAUCAGAGGUCAACAUUCUCCUUUGUGGCGAUCCUGGAACAAGCAAGUCUCAGUUGUUACAGUAUGUGCAUAACCUUGUUCCUCGUGGUCAGUACACUUCUGGGAAGGGUUCUUCAGCUGUGGGUUUGACUGCGUAUGUCACUAGAGACCCAGAGACAAGACAACUGGUACUACAGACGGGUGCUCUAGUGUUGAGUGACAAUGGCAUCUGCUGUAUUGAUGAGUUUGACAAGAUGAAUGACAGCACCAGAGCUGUCCUUCAUGAAGUCAUGGAACAACAAACUUUGUCAAUAGCUAAGGCUGGCAUCAUAUGUCAGUUGAAUGCAAGGACAUCAAUCCUGGCUGCUGCUAAUCCAGUUAAAUCACAGUGGGAUCCCAAGAUGACAACAGUUGAAAACAUUCAGCUACCUCAUACUCUCCUGUCAAGAUUUGAUCUGAUCUUCCUGAUGCUUGAUCCUCAAGAUGAGUUGUAUGAUCGUCGACUGGCCACUCACCUGGUGUCCCUGUACCAUCAGACACAGGAGGAGGAGGAGGAAGAAUACCUUGACAUGAGUAUACUUAAAGACUACAUAGCAUAUGCUCGUUCCUAUGUGAAUCCUAAACUGAGUGAGGAAGCAGCUCAAUACCUCAUCCAGGCUUAUGUGGAGAUGCGUCAGGUUGGUAGCAGUCGUGGUGCAGUAACUGCUUAUCCUCGUCAGCUGGAGUCACUGAUUCGCCUUGCUGAAGCUCACGCCAGGAUGAGGCUUUCAUCCAAAGUUGAAAAUGUUGAUGUGGAAGAAGCCAGAAGACUGCACCGUGAAGCUUUGAAACAGUCUGCCACUGACCCCAAGACAGGGCUGAUAGAUGUCAACAUUCUUACAACUGGCUUGAGUGUGUCUGACAGGAAACGACGCCUUGAAAUUGCAAAGGCUCUGAAAGAAUUGUUACAGAGCAAAGGCAAAACACCCACGGUCAAAUAUCAGCAGACUUAUGAGGAAUUGAGGGAAGCUUCUGAUUUGCCAAUAUCCCGAGAACAAUUUGAUGAUGCACUGAAGAUCUUGCGAGAUGAAGAUUUCCUAAUUGUCACUGGAAGAACUGCCAUUCGUUUGAUGUAAUACAAACUCUUUUAUUCCUGUUGGUUUCAAAAUGCUUUGAAAACAGAAUGUAAAUGUAUAUAUUAAAUUUGUUAUGCAUUGUUUUGUGAAAGAAAAUAGCAGGAGUUGCAUUGUUUUAUAUGGCAUGCCAUAGCAUUAUGUCACUUGAAAGAACGUAUCUCCUGUGAAACUACACAAGGGCUCCUUAAAUUGCUGCUUUAACAAACUAAUUACUGUAUCUAAGCCUCUUGUAUGAGGGAUAUUUAGAAAAGUAUUCUCAUUGUGAAUUUAUGUCACUUGUUUCUUGAAAGAUAAAAACUCCACUUUUCAA
This is a messenger RNA of Pocillopora verrucosa, 2988 nucleotides long. Its product is annotated as DNA replication licensing factor mcm4-A-like. Lineage: Eukaryota; Metazoa; Cnidaria; Anthozoa; Scleractinia; Pocilloporidae. Gene Ontology annotation, molecular function: ATP binding; single-stranded DNA helicase activity; ATP hydrolysis activity. The record is from RefSeq and is a predicted model, not a curated record. Gene Ontology annotation, biological process: DNA replication; double-strand break repair via break-induced replication; mitotic DNA replication initiation. Gene Ontology annotation, cellular component: MCM complex; nucleus.